Molecule: messenger RNA, 2778 nt
Organism: Tetranychus urticae (two-spotted spider mite)
Lineage: Eukaryota; Metazoa; Arthropoda; Arachnida; Trombidiformes; Tetranychidae
Product: acetylcholinesterase-1
Biological process (GO): acetylcholine catabolic process; choline metabolic process
Cellular component (GO): plasma membrane
Molecular function (GO): acetylcholinesterase activity
Source: RefSeq, a predicted model, not a curated record
AUGUUUUUCAAAAUAACAUUUCGAAUCUCUUUUUCUGUAUUUUACACAAUUCCCAACCAAUCUAAUUUAAUUUGGUAAUUACUGUUCAAUCUUUUGAAUGGAAAAAGAUCGAUGGAAGAGAAAAUUAAAUUAACCAUUUCUUCUUCCCUUUAUUAUUAGAUUUCAGGAGUUUUAGAAACAAUUGGCGAUUCGUUUAUUGGAUUUUACAUUGAGGAUGUUUUCAAGGCAACAAUGAAUCAAUAUGUUGAAGUAAGUAUGAUUAUAAUUUAUUGAAAACAAUUGAUCUAUUGAUCUUUCUUAUUUCAGUUUGUUUUAGGUGAUUGCAGUAUGAUACUAUUAGUACUAUGCGUCAAAUUAGAUGAGAUGAAAAGACCAAAACAAGAUAAAUCUAAGGAUUUAAUGGUGCUUUGGAUCACUGAAUCAAACUAAAAGUUAAUCGUUUCAAUCUUUUAUCAGCAAUAAGUGAACGGAAAAUGGAAAGGCCAAGUAACAAGAGCGAAUCAAAUGAUUAAAUUUUUAAAAGACCAAUACUCAAAAAUCAUUAUCCUGGUGUCUAUAAUGAAUUAUCAUCUUUGUUGUAUCGUGUUGCACUGGAAAAGGAAAACGUUCAAUAGAUCAUGAAUUGAAUUAAAAAAGGUUAACUGCUCUUAAUGUGACCAAAUGUGAGCAAAGAAUGAGAAGGAAAAAUGUAACAAAAUAAUCGACAUUGAUUAGUGUAUCAGACAAGUAGUCAGGGUUAACAAAAUCGGACACUUUUCAGUAAACUGAGAAGCUUAAUAUGCUCGAGAUGGCGACACUUAAAAAUUAACUCUGACCCUUUUUGUUAACCCUUGCCCUAGUGAAAUAGCCACACAAUGAAGUUAUUAAUACCAAUAGUUUUCCUCUUUUGCUUCACUCUUCAAAUAUCUUGUCAAACAAGAUCAUGGCAUUACGAGCCCAUUUUAAAAAUAUCGCCGGGAUUGAUAAAAGGUACAUCAGUUGACUUUAGAGGUGUUAAAGUUUACCAGUUUUUGGGUAUCCCUUAUGCUGAACCACCAUUGGAUGAGUUACGUUUUAAAAAACCAGUGCCAAAGAAACCAUGGAAUGGAGUAUUGAGUGUAAAUAAAUGGAGCACCGCUUGUAUGCAGCCGGUCAUUCCUGGUGUAAACGGGGAUGACCUUACCAUUAGCGAGGAUUGUCUCAUUUUGAAUGUUUUCACAACACAAGAUGCUUUCCAAGAUCAAAGAAAUGGCAAUCAAAAUGAAUUACGUCCAGUUAUGGUUUGGAUUCAUGGCGGUUCUUUCGUUUUUGGUUCAGCUAGCAAACAAGAUUCCUAUGAUGGUACACCAUUAGUGGCAAUCAAAGAUGUAAUUGUUGUAGCUUUAAAUUAUCGUCUGGGUCCUUUGGGUUUCCUUCAUUUGCCCGAAGCAGGUGUUCCUGGUAACAUGGGUCUUUGGGAUCAGCAGUUGGCUUUAAAAUGGGUUAAAGAUAACAUUGAAUAUUUUGGUGGAGAUCCUGAUAAAGUAACGAUUUUCGGUGAAUCUGCCGGUGCAGUGUCAGUUUCAGCUCAUCUUAUUAGCCCACAAUCAAGAGGAUUGUUCAAAAACGUCAUUUUGCAAAGUGGUUCCAUCUAUGGUAUAAACCUAUUUACAAUUCCCAAUGUAGGACGACAAUUCUUGGACAAGAUUAAUUGUGAAUCAAACGAUUAUAAAUCAUGUUUAGCAAAUUAUGAAUUCGGUCAGUAUCCUGAAGCUGAUAGAUUGGUAUUCUGGCCAAUAGUUGGUGACAGAUUCCUUCCAAAUAACCCAGAAGAGCUGGUUGCCAAUGGUGUUGAUCCAAACAUCAACGUCUUAUUGGGUACUCUUAGUAAUGAAGGAAUAUUUUUCUUGCUUGUGAAGGACAACAUCACUUUUAAUCCGUCCAAUCCAGUUGACCUGACUAUUCCUCAUGCUAGGUACAUUUUUGGUGAACUGUUUGGUAAAAAAUUGAUCGAUGUCUAUUCAGAACUAUACUUGGAUUCAAUACCAGCUGAUGACUCUGAUGCCAUAAGGUUAGCCGUUGCUCAAGCUCUUGGAGACGUUGUUAUCUCUGGUCCGACUUAUGCAUUUGGUCGAGAUUUGGUCGCUAAUGGUGUUUCAAAUGUUUAUGCUUACAUUCAAACGCAAAAGCCUAAGUCUUAUGGUUCAGUUAACCAAACUUGGUCUUCAAAUAUUCCUACUCAUACUGACGAUCUUCCCAUGGUUUUUGGUCGUCCUUUCAUUGAACCCGAACAAUACAAUAUUGAAGAUGGGUUUCUAUCAUUUCUCAUGAUGGACAUUUGGACAAAAUUUGCCAAAGGAGAAAAACUUCCAAAAAUUUCUUACCAGGAAUGGUUAGCCUGGGGUCAAAAUAACAACAAUCCUUAUAACUCUAUCGUUCUUGACUCUAAGAAACUUGGCUGGAUCGAAACAGAACAUGUUGAAUUUUGUAUCGAAAAUUGGCCUUUUCCAGUCGAGAAACCAAUCGAUUUAUAUCCUCAAAAUUUAACCAUGAAGUCUAACUUAUUCAUUACAAUUCCAUGACAGUCACACUGAAACUAAAACAAGAUCUGGUUCUACAACUGAACAAAAUACAAGCCAACUUUGAAAGCGAUUUUAUCAAAAAACAUUCGACCUGAGCAAUUUUCAAUUGUUUCAAUAUUUUUUUAUUUACCUAAAAGGCCACCAAGUCUUAGCUCUUGACUCUAAAUGCACUCACUAUUUAUCCAACAAUAAACCAAAACCUAAUCAAACUGAACAAAAUAAUUUUCCACCUUUCACG